AUGACGGAGCAAGCACCGCUGUUCCUGCCCCAAACUCGGGAGAUCGCCACCAAGGACGUCGUGGCGCGGCUCGAAAAGGACCAGAUCAAGGCGAGCUUGGUCGGCCCGACGAUCACGGGCGUCGAUGAUUCCAACCGCGAGCAGUUCCUGUACGAGCUGUGCUGGGCCGUGUGUCUGGGCGAGCUCGCUCCCGCUCGUUUCCCUACCGGCAUCGCUGCCGCGGGUUUCCCGCGGGUUCCGGCGUCCGAAAAGGGCAAGGAUGGUGCGCAGAAGGACGGCGCGAAGGGUUCCGGGGCGAUGGAGAUCGACGGCGACGGCAACGGCGCAGCAAAGAGCGCAACCGAGUUCUCUGCGGAGGAGGUCCCGCACCUCCUGUGCGACAUGCUCUGGACGGUCUGGUCCACGCUGGAGGCCGAGCUCGACGCAUCCGGCUUCAAAGUCUCAGGCGACGCCGCGCCGCGGCCGGAGGAGGUCCCGGAGCCGCACCGCAGCCGGCGCGCCCGGCUGGUCGACGUCGUCAAAGUCCUACAGCGCGACGGGUGGCUCACGCGGGCCAUCCUGAUGGAGACGAUGGACGCGACGCUGAUGUACGAGGCCGGCGUCGUGCCGCAGGACCCGGAGCGGUGGAAGCAGACCGAGAUCAGAUACCACACCAGGACUGUGUACCUGCAGCCCAAAUACAACCUAUUCCGGGAGGAGCCCGAGGGGUUCGCGAAGCUCGCCGUGCUGCUCGGGGGGUUCAGCAACGCGGGCCGCGUCACGCGCGACAACGUCCCGGACGUCGCCGCUGAGAUCCAGGGCAUCGUCGGGCAUUUUGGCGUGGACCCCAACAGGGCGCUGGACGUGGUUCUGACGGCGUUCGAGGCGCAGCCGGACAACGCAGCGAUGGUGGAUCUGCUCAAGGAGCAGCGCUUCAAGACGGACGCGGUGGUCCAGCUGGUGGGCUUCCGCCUGACUCAGUGCGACAAGGAGGGCAACACCCCCCCCGCGGUGGUCCGCGUGGCCGCACAGCUCCUCCACGGCGGCGCCUUCACCCUCGAGGAGCUCUACCCGCACCUCUCCCCGACCGACGACGCCCUCGCCGACGCAUGCACCAAGGCCCGGAGCGCCCUGGACAACGCCGUCGCCGACCUGGGCACGAUCAAGGGCUCCGACGCGCUCUUCGCGGCCGAACGCGCGCUCGCAGUGUCGCCGCAGGACCUCGCCGUCGACGACGUCCGCGCCAAGCACGACGCCGCGCUCCCGUCCGCGUGCCCCAAGGUCGCCCUAUGCUCUGCCGUCCUCAACACCUCCGGCUGGGCCGCGGCCGCGCCGCUGCUCCGGCGCCUCCGCGCGCUCGGCGUGGAGCCGCUCGACUUCACGCCCGUCGCGGCCGCCGCGUGUCGCGCCGUCGAGCGCGACCUCCUCGACCCUCUGCACAGUGCUCUGCAUCCGGCGCGCAACCUCCGCGCGCGGCCGAUCGUCGACGCGCACGCGGACCGCGCCAAGUGGGGCGCGUACGCCGACGCCGCGCGCGCCCUCGGCGCCGGCGCCGUCCCGCCGGAGGCCCUCGCGGCGGUGCGCGCGCUCGGCCACCACGCGCACCUGUCGACGUCGCUCCUCAUCAAGACCUGCCGCGUGGUGCGGCACCACCUGCUGCUGGCGUGCCAGCCCGCGCUGCGCGCGUGCGUGUUCCCGGCGUCCUCGCACCCCGACGAGGCCCUCACGGCCGCGCUGCGUCAGCAGUCGGCCAUGGAGGACGUGCUGGUUGAGAGCGUGCUGCCGGGGCUGAUUCUGUGCCCCGUGAACGCGGGGCUCGCCGCGGAGGUGUGGGAGGUGCUCCGGCUGCUGCCGUACACGACGCGGUUCCGCCUGUACAGCGAGCUCAAGGGCGCGAGCCAGGGCAACGCGCUGCUGGCGGCGGCACGGCAGAAGGCGGACCGGUCCGUGAAGCGCGUGACGAAGCGGCUGGUGGCGGUCGGGCGCGGGAAGGGCGGCGCGCGGUCGGCGGACGCGGCGGAGCUCGAGCAGGCCGACCGGCGCGCGCGUGCGAUCGCGCGCGUGAUGUACGCGCACCCGUGGGUGGGGAUGCAGGCGGUCCUGACGCAGGUGGGGGACUUUCCGGAGCUGGUCGACACGCUGGUCGACGGCGCGAAGUUCUUCACGCCGCUCGCCGUCGACGCGUGCGUGUUUCUCGCGCUCGAGAAGUUCGCAGUCCCUGCCGAGAAGCUAUCCCUGGAGAGCGAACGGCACAAGCCGUCGUAUUACGCGCUGGCGCGGCUGAUGGGCGCGCUGUGCAAGCGCGGGGGCGGCAGCGUGGUCGUGCCCGUUCCGGAGGUGAAGGCGGUGCUCCAGUUCGUGGCGAACAGUCUGAAGCAAAACCGGUGGGACGACGUGCUCUUGCUGAACCGCCUGGCCUCGGAAAUGACAGGCGUGUCCGAGGAGGUCGCCGUGGGCGAGAAGGUCACGCAGGCGCUCGGCGGCGGACCCGCGCUCCUCCACGCAGCCGCCGCGGGGCCGGACGAGCCCGCCGUGCCGCCCCGCAAGGCCGCCACCGCGCUGCGCGCCCAGCAGGUGCUUCUGCGCGCAAUCACCUCCGCGGACCGCCCCGAGGAGGCGCUCGCGUGGCCGCUCCUCGCACUACUGUGCCAGCUGCGCGACGUCGUCUUCGGCGACGACGACGCCGACGGCCUGCGCCCCGUCAAGGCCCGCAGCUUCGCGCUCGACCGCGCACGCGGCGACCUGGCGCAGCUCGCGACGGUGCUCGACGCGGGCCUCGACGCCGCGGAGUACGCGUCGCUGCUGCCGUCGCCGUCGCGGAUGGUGCUGCACCACGGCAUCGACGUCGACUUGACCUACCUUCUGCACCGGCCAGCGCUGGCGCGGAAGAUGGUGUUGCUGAGCGAGGAGGGGGAGAUGGAGGUCGAGGGCGGGCGCGACGCGGCGGCUGCGGAGCAGUGGGCCGCGGCGCUCGAGGACGCCAAGGCGAUCAUGUCGCCUGCGACGCUGGCGGCAAUGACGCCAGAGCUCUACUUGACGUUCUGGGUGCUGGACAUUCGGGACAUCUGGUGCCCCGCGGGCGCGUACGACGAGCAGCUGCGGCUCCUGGAAGAGCGCAUCAAGCAGCGCGAGCGCGCCAUCAUCCAGCUGCGCAAGCAGGCCCGCACCGCACAGGUUGCGGAGGACCUGGAGAAGGCGCAGGCCGACCGCUCGGCCGCGCGGCACGCCAUCGAGACGCUCCAGGCGGAGCGCGCCGAGUGCGAGAAGCGCGUCGCGGACCGCCGCGCCGCGCUGCGCGCCGCGCGCACCCGGUGGAUUCCCGCGAAAACGGACCAGCAUCAGUCCACGAUUCUGAUCAAGGCGCUGCUGCAGAGCUGCAUCGUGCCGCGGGCGAUGGGGUCGCCCGAGGGCGCGGCGUUCUGCGCGCGGUUCAUCGAGCUGCUGCACGAGUCCGAGGCGCCGCUGUUCUCCACGUGGUCGUUCUUAAACCAGGCGCUACGCACAGUGCCGGUGAUGGUGUACUGCUGCACGGAGCACGAGGCGAACAACGUGGGGCUGUUCCUCGAGGGCGUGCUCGGCCUGAUCCGGCGGUGGGCCGCGGACAAGGACACGUACGAGCGCGAGGCGUCGUCGAAGAUCGGGAUGGCCACGCAGUUCACUGCGGACCAGGUGGAGACGAGCGCGCGCGCGUCGCACGUGGAUUUCCUGCGGCUGCAGAACCGCUGGGAGAAGGACAUGACGCGGAUCUGGAGCGACGGGCUGAAGUCGUCGGAGGCGACGAUGGUGCGCAACACCCUGGGCGUGCUCCAUCGGAUCUCGCGCUCGUUCCCGCUGAAGGCGUCGACGGCGCAGGAGCUGUACUGGCGCGCGCGGGACCUGAAGAAGGCGAUGGAGGAGGCCGGCCGGAAGGACAUUGCCAUGCGUGCGGACAUGUAUGGUAUUCAGCUGUUCAAGUUGUUCAAGGGGGAGAUUGUGGAGCUGCGGCCGGAGGAGGCGGCGGCGCUGAGGAGGGAAAAGGAGCGGCGGGAGCGGGAGAAGCGGGAGGAGGAGGCGCGGCGGGAGCGGGAGCGGAAGGAGAGGGAGGCGGAGAAGGGGAAGGAGAAGGAAAAACAAGUCGAGAAAGCAAGGGAGAAAGAAAAGGCGAAAGAAAAGGACAAGGAGGGCGAGAAGGGGAGGGAGAAGGAGAAGGAGCGGAUCAAGGAGCGGCUCAAGGAACGGGAGGCUCCCAAGGACAAGGACCGGGAGUCGGAGCGGACAAAAGACAAGCGCGACGACAGCAAACAGAGGGUGGCGGAGGUCGUGGCGCCCCGCGCGGGGCCGGACCGCACGGAGGCGCGUGCGCGCGGCCCCGAGCGCGAGCGCAGCGGCGGGCGCGCGGAGGAAGUGCGUCGGGACGCUCGCGUGCGCGAGCGCGACAGCGAGAGCAACGCAGCGACGCCCACCGCGGCGGAGCGACGGCCGCGCGGGCGCGGUGCGCGCGAGUGGGACCGCGGGAAGGUCCUGGCUGAGGACGCUGCUGUCCCUGUGCGGCGCGAGCGGGAGGCGGACGACGGCCGGCGCGGCGGAGGCCGCGGCCCGGAGCAGGCUCGCAGGGGUGCUGAGGCCGACGCCGGGGAGCGGCCGCGCAUUCCAAUCACCGCGGCUCGCGAGGCCGCGCUGUCGUCUGUGCGCGGUGGGCGGCGCGAGGGCGAAGAUGGCGACGCCGGGGGCGUCUCGGCACGCGAGGGCGGCAGCGAGCGUGUGGCUGGAAGCAAGCGCGCGCGCGAGGAGGGGUCGCCGCCGGCGGAGUCGGAGCGGCGCAGCGGCAAGAGCCGCAAGCGGGGCCGCGGCGACGAGGGCGUGAGGGUCGUUCCUGUCGAGGCCGGGGAGGGGGGGGUCGACGAGGGGGAGCCGCGUGGGGAGAAGCACCGCCGGGGCGAGGAGCGGCGCGAGAGGAAGCGGGAGAAGCGGGCGCGGGAGGAGGCGGCGCAGAGGGAGGAGAAGGAGGACAAGGAGCGGCCGAGCAAGCGGAAGUCGAGGAAGAAGCAUUGA
Messenger RNA from Pedinophyceae sp. YPF-701, 5010 nucleotides. NCBI's taxonomy places the organism in Eukaryota, Viridiplantae, Chlorophyta, Pedinophyceae. The record is from the annotation of a GenBank genome assembly.